AUGGCAGGACUUCAGAACAAAGCGUUCACCUUGAACACGGGAGCCAAAAUUCCUGCAAUUGGCUUUGGAACAUGGAAGGCUGGCCCUGGCGAAGCGGCAGCGGCUGUGAAAGCUGCGUUCAAAGCCGGCUAUAGACACUUUGACUGCGCACCUUUAUAUGGAAAUGAAGCCGAAAUUGGACAAGUGUUCAAGGAAACUGACGUCCCCCGAGAAGAAUACUUCGUUACAACUAAGCUCUGGUCCUCCGAUCACCGCCGCAUCACGUCCGCCCUCCAAAAGUCCUUAGACGACCUGUGUCUAGACUACGUCGAUCUUUACAUGAUGCACUGGCCCGUAACGCUGCCCACCGCAUCGCCAGAAACAUACGGCAAGGAAGACCGUACCACACACGACCCCGACUGGGACUUCACAGACACGUGGCGUGAAAUGGAGAAGCUGCUGGCAACCGGGAAAGUCCGGGCGAUUGGUGUUGCGAACUUCUCGACCGUGAACCUUGAAAAAUUGCUCAAGAGCUGCAACACUGUUCCUGCUGUGAAUCAAACGGAGAUUCAGCCCUUGCUUCCUCAGAAGAAAUUGAAUGCUCUCUGCACUGAUAAAGGCAUUCAUCAAACUGCCUUUGGGCCGCUUGGAGGUAGUGGAAGUACGCUUCACACAGACCCCAUUGUGAGUGGUAUUGCAGAUAGGAGAGCAUGUAGCUCUGGGAAUGUGCUAUUAAGCUGGGGUGUGAAGAAAGGUUGGAGUGUGAUUCCAAAGAGCGUCAAUCCGGCGCGUAUCGUGGGGAAUCUGCAAAAGUGUUUCAUGAUGGACGAUCAAGAAGUGGCGCAAAUUGAUCAGUUAGUCAACACGCUUGGAGAGAAGCGUUUCAAUCGGCCUAACUGGGGGGCCGUGAUCUUCCACGAUGAUCGAGAAAAUGUGUAA
Molecule: messenger RNA, 918 nt
Organism: Penicillium arizonense
Lineage: Eukaryota; Fungi; Ascomycota; Eurotiomycetes; Eurotiales; Aspergillaceae
Exons: 4
Coding region: 1-918 (305 amino acids)
Cellular component (GO): cytosol
Molecular function (GO): aldose reductase (NADPH) activity
Source: RefSeq, a predicted model, not a curated record